GUGCCGCUCAGGUUGCGGUGUGAACCUAAGUAAUCUCGGAUGCGGAAGGACAACGAGGGUACAGUGGGGCAGGGCUCCAGCCCCUCGGGGCGGGGCUUGGAAGGGCGGAGCCGGGGCUUCCCACUGCGACGCCAUUGACUCCGCCCGCCGCCACCCGGAAGUAGUUGCGGACGUCAGCCCCUCCCCUCUCUUCUCGGACCAGGCGGCGGCGGCCGUGUCUGAAGCAGCUAUGGCCAAGAUUAAGGCUCGAGACCUUCGCGGCAAGAAGAAGGAGGAGCUGCUUAAACAGCUGGAAGACCUGAAAGUGGAGCUGUCCCAGCUGCGUGUCGCCAAAGUGACAGGCGGCGCGGCUUCCAAGCUCUCCAAGAUCCGAGUUGUCCGCAAAUCUAUUGCCCGUGUUCUCACCGUCAUUAACCAGACUCAGAAAGAGAACCUCAGGAAAUUCUACAAGGGCAAGAAAUACAAGCCCCUGGAUCUGCGGCCCAAGAAAACACGAGCCAUGCGCCGCCGGCUCAACAAGCACGAAGAGAACCUAAAGACCAAGAAGCAGCAGCGGAAGGAGCGGCUAUACCCCCUGCGGAAAUACGCUGUCAAGGCCUGAGCACUGUGGCGUUAAUAAAACACAAACGGGCUGGUGUCA
This is a messenger RNA of Manis javanica (Malayan pangolin), 640 nucleotides long. It is a transcript of the gene RPL35, whose product is annotated as ribosomal protein L35. Gene Ontology annotation, biological process: maturation of LSU-rRNA from tricistronic rRNA transcript (SSU-rRNA, 5.8S rRNA, LSU-rRNA); translation. Lineage: Eukaryota; Metazoa; Chordata; Mammalia; Pholidota; Manidae. Gene Ontology annotation, cellular component: cytosolic large ribosomal subunit; ribosome. Gene Ontology annotation, molecular function: structural constituent of ribosome; mRNA binding. The record is from RefSeq and is a predicted model, not a curated record.